Molecule: messenger RNA, 1385 nt
Organism: Paramecium octaurelia
Lineage: Eukaryota; Ciliophora; Oligohymenophorea; Peniculida; Parameciidae
Source: the annotation of a GenBank genome assembly
AUGAAUAAAAAUAUAGGGAUAGCGAAUGAUGUUUACAAGUAAUAGUUACAAAAAUGCAAUGAAACUGUAUAGAAUGAAAUUGAAGUAUUAUUUUUGAUUAAUUAAUUUAUUAGUCCUCAUUCAAUAAAAUCGACACUUAUUUAAAUUAACUUUUUAAUAAUACUUCUGAUUCAUUCAAUCUUCAUUAUGAAAGGAUAAGUUAAAGACAAAGUGCAUUACCGAUUCUUAAUAUAUCUGAAAAUACAUUUAAUAAUCUAAACUUUGCAAAUUAAUUAUGUUAAGACAUUUCAUCAUUGAUAAAACCUAACAUUAACAAGUAAAUAAAAUUGAAUGACAAAUCAUUAAAUGAAGAUAAAAAGUAAAAACAUUAAGAUGAGCAUGUUCAAUUAAAUCAAUAAGUACAAUCAAUCAUUAAUCAAUCAGAUGUGAAAAAAUUCACUUAUCAAAUAAUAACAGAUUAUUCAAUUUCACAAUCUAAUUGGUGUUGUGCAAUAGCUAUUAAUAAAGAUUGUUCAAUAUUAUUGAUUGCAUGUAAUUCACAAAUUAAAGUAUUUGAAUUCCAUUAAGGAAUAACCAAAUAAACUUAAAUCUUAAGUUAACAUAAGGAUCGUGUAUUUACUCUAAACUUCAUGUAGAAAUCAAAUUAAUUUAUAUCUGGGAGCGAAGAUCAUUCUAUCAUUAUAUGGUAAUAUAAUUCAGUUAAUUAAUGGAUUUCCUAAUAGAUAUUAUAUGGACAUAUUAGCUAUAUCUGGUGUUUAAUAUUAAAUAAUAAUGAAGAUUUAAUUGUAUCAGGAAGUUCAGAUAAAAGUAUUAGAUUUUGGAUAAAAAAGAAUGAAUGGAUGUGUUAGUAAACUAUUACAGAUCAUUCUAAUUGUGUAUGUGGAUUAAGUUUAAAUUAAUAAUAAAAUAGAAUUAUCUCUUGUGGUUUUGAUAAAUAGAUAUUAAUAAUGGAAGAAUAAGGAUAAAAUAAAUAAUGGAUUGUAAUAUAAAAGAUUACAGUUGAAUAGUAUGGAUAUCGAGUAUGCUUUAUUGAUAAUAAUAUGUUCAUAUUCUCAUAAUAUGGGAAAGAAUAGAUAUCUAUUUUUGAGAUGAAUAGCAUCAAUUAAUAAUUUGAAUAAACCAGAGAUAUUAAUGUAAAAUGUGGAUUAUACGAUUAUUGUUUAUUUGCUUAAUAAUAUAUAAAUUUAAAAUGUAUCCUUAUGAGUAAGAAUGGCCAAUAUGUCAAUUUAAUAAGAAAACAAUAAAAUGGGCAGUUUGUAACUGAAUAAUCUAUUCAUUUUGAUACAAAUUAUAUAUACGGAAGAAUGAGUGAUGAUGGACAGUAUUUAGUCACUUGGGAUGAUAAAUCUGAGUAAAUAUAAAUCAGAAGAUAUAAAGAAUAAUGA